AAAUAUCGCCUCGCGUUGCAAAUUGCAAUUUGCUGCGCAUCUCUCCUCCUAUCCUUCCGUUUCUUUCUCAUGGCUCCUCUCACUGCUCCCACCAGGGCUUCCUUCCCUCCACCGUCGGUCACGCAGCGCAGCCUGAAGAAAGUCCUGAAGAAGCAAUUCGCGGUAGUCUCGAGAUCGGUUGAAGAUUUGAAGUUUCAAAGACGAGUUGUCUUUGCUCCUGAGUGGGAUCAUUAUUCGUCCCCUCUCCUCUAGCACAGCUUAUGCAAAUCUGACGCUGGGAAGCAUUGACUAUGGCGGCGGGUUCCAUGAAGAGUGUCCUUACGCAGCAGAUUCCACGUCUCGAGAGCACGUUCGAGUCGCAUGACAACUUCAUGACCUCGGGCUUUCGGUUUGAUAGCCUACGGAGAAUCUGUUCGGGAGGAAAGUACGUUUCUGUCGAACGUCCGUCACUGUGUUCGUCAAUUUCCGUCAGCCGUCGGAAAUCGUUUCGAUUCGGACCCGCUCGAGCCUCUUCGUCCAACUCCCCGCAAUCUCCGUCGCCGUCUGCUUCAGCGCCGAAGGAAAAUCAUCAGCAGCAGCAGCCGCUGCAACCGCUGCAACCGCUGCAGCAACAGAAGUCAGAUGUGACUCAAAGCAUAGGUUCUUCUAGGGAGGGUGAUGCCACUCAAGCACGACCAGGUUCAGAGGACGCCACCCACUUCAGCUGGCCCACUCUCCUGGCCUGUCUGUUUGUGGCGGGAUUCGCCCUGGGACCGCCUCUGGACGGCAUUCACUCCGUGGUGGGCCUGCAGGUGUAUGACGUGAAUGGAGGGCUCAUGAUAGGGGGCCCGGACGGGCUAUACACCAGCGUCUGGGUCUUCCCUCUGCUGGGCGCCAUGUAUGCUGUCGUCGGUGGGCUGCAGCUGCUCAUUGACCAAUUAGCACUCGGAUCGGGGCCUCAACACUCGGCUCUGGGAGCGCCGUCCUCUGCCUCGCCUGAGGACCGAUCGGCACCCGCUUCGUGGUUCUCCCUUGCCUCCUCCCCUCCCAAGGGUUCCUGGCUGCGUCUGCUCAGCUGCAUGGGUGUGCUCAUCAGUCUCCUCCACUUCAGCUCGCUGCUCUUCGAGGCGGAAUCCAUCCCCUCUACAGUCAUCUUCGCCAUCCUGGCAGUGUGCGCCCAUGCCAACUGGCUUGCCUUUGACCGCACCCUCCCCGGGUACCUCCUUGCCUGGUUUGUGGCUCUGGGCGCUCCUGCAUCAGAAGUGCUUAUAAUGAAGUACUUUGGUAUCUGGCACUACACUCAACCGGACAUCUUCAUUGCCGGAGAGGGCCUUGUCUCUUGGACUGCCUGGUGUUACUUCUUCUACACCCAAUGGGUUGCCACUGUAGCUCGCACAUUUGCUGCCUCUCUUACUCCCAAUAGCCCAGCUCUGGACGAGCUCAGAUGGUAGUUUUACAAUAGGCAGUACAGUGUUUUUCAAUCUGAAACCAUUUAUAUAAAUACAGUACGGAAGUAUAAUGGUAAAUAUACAGGAGGAGCAUCCCCAGGAUUCUCAUGAAUGGGGAUGAGGAUGUCAUUGCCACUUUCUUUCAA
Molecule: messenger RNA, 1573 nt
Organism: Closterium sp. NIES-67
Lineage: Eukaryota; Viridiplantae; Streptophyta; Zygnematophyceae; Desmidiales; Closteriaceae
Source: the annotation of a GenBank genome assembly